This is a messenger RNA of Oryza brachyantha (malo sina), 1547 nucleotides long. RefSeq lists its product as uncharacterized. Lineage: Eukaryota; Viridiplantae; Streptophyta; Magnoliopsida; Poales; Poaceae. The record is from RefSeq and is a predicted model, not a curated record. The transcript has 3 exons. Bases 144 to 1295 code for a protein of 383 amino acids.
CUCCUUGUUUCUCUCUCGAUCCGUUGUGUACCUUGCGCGGCGUGCGUUGAGCGAAAGCUCCGGCCGGCUGCUGCUGCGGCGUCCUGCGAGGCGAGAUCGGCAUUGAUGCGCGGCGCGGCGUGGCGGUGGUGGGCGUGCGUGCCAUGAGGAAGCUGUGCCCGAACCUGGACCGCGACGACUCGCUGGACACCGUGCUGGAGGUGCCCAUCCCCGAUGAGAUGCUCAUCAACGCGCCCGGCUCCGACAAGCGCCGCGGCGCCGGCGGCGCCAACAUGCGCGCGUGGCUAAAGAACCAGGCGUUCGACCGCGCCACCGUCGGUGGCCCCGCCAACGCCACCGCCGAGCUCCAGCUCUUCCUCAACGUCGUCGGCUCGCCGCUCAUCCCGUGCCCCGUCCCCCACGACCGCGCCUUCAGCCGAUCCAUCCGCGACUCCUCCAUCCAAGCGUCGACGGCCAAGUACAUCAUGCAGCAGUACAUCGCGGCGACGGGCGGGCAAGCGGCGCUGCAGGGGUUGCAGAGCAUGUACGCCGUGGGGAAGGUGCGGAUGUGCGCGUCGGAGUUCCACCUCGGCGACCAGAACGUCACCGCCGCGCAGGGCCGCGCCGAGGUCGGCGGCUUCGUGCUCUGGCAGAAGUGCCCCGAGGUCUGGUACUUCGAGCUCAUCAUGGCCGGCCACAAGAUGAGCGCCGGCAGCGACGGCAAGGUCGCCUGGCGCCAGUCGGCCGCCGAGAACUCCCACGUCUCCCGCGGCCCGCCCCGCCCCCUCCGCCGCUCCCUACAGGGGCUGGACCCGCGGUCGAUCGCGAACCUGUUCUCCGACGCGGUGUGCAUCGGCGAGAAGAUCAUCAACGGCGAGGAGUGCUUCAUCCUCAAGCUGGAGGCGAGCGCGGCGACGCUGCGCGCCCGGAGCGCCGCCGCGUUCGACAUCAUCCACCACACCGUGUGGGGCUACUUCAGCCAGCGCACGGGCCUGCUCAUCCAGCUCGAGGACUCGCACCUCCUCCGCAUGAAGUCCGGCAAAGGCGCCCGCCGCAGCGAGAACAUCUUCUGGGAGACCAGCAUGGAGUCCGUCAUCUCCGACUACCGCCACAUCGACGGCAUCAACAUCGCGCACGGCGGCCACACCACCGUCACGCUCUUCCGCUACGGCGAGGGCUCCGUCAACCACAAGCGGAAGCUGGAGGAGACGUGGACGGUUGAGGAGGCCGACUUCAACCUGUACGGCCUCACGUCGGACUACUUCCUGCCGCCGUCCGACCUCAAGAAGGACGCCGACGAGCAGCGCUCCGGCUGACCGGCCGGCUAGAAAUAAGAUUCAUGAAGCCCAAAUUUUUGGUAGAUCUGGUGGCGAUAGGUGUAUGGGUUUGUUCUUGAUUCUUUUUAAUAUUCUCUUUUUUCUUGUCUAAUUAAUCGCAAAGCAAGCCAUGAUCCAGGAAUAGAAGUACUUAAGGAUUCCUUUUUAGGAGAAAACAUGGCUACAAAGUAUAGCUGGAUAGGAGCUUGACUAUUUGUUUUUUUUUCAAAAGGAAAUUAUUGUUGAAAUUUC